AUGAACUAUUCUGAAGCAGCUAGAUCCUGUUUGAGUAGGAAAGACUAUGCUGGAUAUCUGGAAAACGCUCAAAGGCAGUAUGAACUAACAGGAUCUACGGAGGAUGCAGAGGAAAUGGAGAAGGCGAGAAAGGCAUUUUCAUUGCAUAAAGAAAUCGAGAAAUUUCUCAAAAAGAGCCCUUCCGAUUAUUAUGACAUUCUAGGUGUGCCUAAAGACGCAACCCAGCCCCAAAUAAAGAGAGCUUUCAAUAUGCUGAUCAUGAAGUUCCAUCCAGACAGAACAGGUAUGCACGAGUCUAGUGCCGUUUCAGGAAUGAUCCAGAACGCAUAUACAACUUUGGGAAACCCAGAAAAAAGAAGGCGAUAUGAUAUGGCAAGAGAAGCACCUGCGUUCAAUAUGCCUACCACUGGCUUCAGUUACAGUGGUGAUGCCAUGCAAAAUGUAUUUUUUAAUGUGUUCCGUACUCAAGGAUAUCAGGAGCCUUUCAUGUACUCUGGUGACUUCUAUGACCACUUGUAUUCCCAGAUGUAUAGGAGAUUUAAUCAUAGAAGACCCAAUCCAAAUGACUCUGAUGCCCAGAAGGUGGCUGCAUUCCUCAUAGUAAUCAUUUUAAUAUUCCUAGCAAUGUAA
Encephalitozoon romaleae SJ-2008 is the source of this 630-nucleotide messenger RNA. Its product is annotated as DnaJ-like protein. The coding region runs from base 1 to 630 and encodes 209 amino acids. Gene Ontology annotation, molecular function: protein-folding chaperone binding; misfolded protein binding. The record is from RefSeq and is a predicted model, not a curated record. NCBI's taxonomy places the organism in Eukaryota, Fungi, Microsporidia, Unikaryonidae. The transcript has a single exon. Gene Ontology annotation, cellular component: endoplasmic reticulum.